Molecule: messenger RNA, 3657 nt
Organism: Chlamydomonas reinhardtii
Lineage: Eukaryota; Viridiplantae; Chlorophyta; Chlorophyceae; Chlamydomonadales; Chlamydomonadaceae
Exons: 15
Coding region: 272-3208 (978 amino acids)
Biological process (GO): carbohydrate metabolic process
Molecular function (GO): cellulose binding
Source: RefSeq, a predicted model, not a curated record
GGAUCCAAGUUCCCGCCAAUUGCAUGCGGGUCCCAGUCAGCCCUCUAGGCCGCAGCCCUCUUGACCUCAGUUCUGCUGUUCCAUUUCUUUUCGAUACUCGUGAGCCCCCACUAUUUAUUCCUUAUUCCAUUCUCUGUCAACUACCACGCUAAAGGACACGCCUCCGACUCGCGCACCGUAAGCAACGCGGGUGCAGCUGGGUCUCUGCGUCGGGCCCUCUUCAGAUUCUGAGACACCCAGCGUCAGCAGCAUUUACCGCGACGCCGGCAGGAUGCGGCUGCGCGUGGAGGCCCGCCGUCACGGAGCCAGCAGCUGGUUGAGCCUGUUUGCGCUUGCGCUGCUCGCGCUCCGCUCCACCGUCUUCGCUGCCGAGCAGGGGAGCAGCAGCAGCGGCAGCAGCGAAGGACCUGUCAGCAGCAGCAACGGUGCUGUGGUCAGCGCAAAGGUGCCCAGCACAUUCUACUUUACUUCACGGACCAUCAAUACCACCAUCACCGUCACGCCCGGCGAAGCCCCCGCCUCAUCUUCUCCGGGCCUCGCGCCUGCUCAGCAGGUCCAGCUUGCGCUCAGCUGGGAGGCCAGCCCCGCCUGCGACUCCGCACCCACCACCUUCAACAGCGUCGCCGACAUCCAGGGCCGCCUGUGGGGCCGCCUGGUCAAUGCCUCCGCCGCCGUCUCCGGCUCCGCCUCGUGCGCCUUCAAGGACGCUGCCAGCCAGCAGCCCGUGUUCAGCUGGGAGACGGCGCCGCGCUGCCCGGCCUCGCCCUCGCUUUUCGCAUCCGUGGCGGACGGCAAGGGCCGGCUGUGGGGCACGCUGCCCGGUGGAAGCAGCGUGCCCUGCGCCUUCAAAGCGGCGGACAGCGACCGCCCGCUCUACGACUUCCUCACCGCACCGGCGUGCGUGUCGCUGCCGGAGAUUGUGACCUGCGAGGCUGACGCCGCUGGCCGCCUGUGGGGCUGGGAGUCAGGCCGCGAGUGCGCUUUCAAGGACUACAACAACAACCCGCUGAGCCUGCCGCUGGGCGCCGCCGAUCUCAGCAACGUGCAUCCCGUCACGCCCGAAGAGAUGGUGGCGCGCGGCGCUGUGCCCACUGCCGCCUCGCUCACCUGGCGCGCCGCGCCCGCCUGCGCCGCCGCGCCGUCCAAGGCCGUGUCUGUCGCGGAUGGCCGCGGGCGGCUGUGGGGGUGGGAGGACUCCCACUCUUGUGCCUUCAAGAACGCCACCACCGCGCUGCCGCGCUACGACUGGGUCACUGCGCCGCGCUGCCUGAGCGACGCAGCGGACAACAACACGCACGCGGAUGGCGACGGCCGCCUGUGGGGUUGGGAGGCGGGCAGCUCAUGCGCGUUCAAGGACCUGCAGCAGCGGCCGCUCCGCACCUGGGCCACCGCGCUGCCCUGCCCCGCGGCGCCGCAGCUGACCACCGCCGUGCCCGACGCCUCGGGGCGGCUGUGGGGCUGGCUGGCCGGGGGCAUCGACUUCUCCUGCGCCUUCAAGGAUGCGAUGGGCGCGCCCCUGUCCUUUAACCCCAUCAACACCUCAGCCCCAACCACAGCAUCAGGCACGCCCUCCAGCAGCUCCGGCCCCACCAGCUCUGGUACCGGCGGUAGCAGCGCCACGGACUCUGGCGUGGAACCCACCGUGCAGAUCAUCAAUGCCGGCUCGCUGGCGGCCGGCGCCUACCUCGCCGCCACGCAGCAGUCCGGCGACCCCAACGCCGCUGAGGCCGCGGCGCACAGCUCUUCCGCCUCAGCAGGCGGCAGCAUCGGCAGCCCGCACGCCGACUCCGCCACGCCCUUCGCCAACAGCGGCCAUCGCCGCUCCGCGCUAGGGGCCUGGGGCCCGCACCUGCGCGGCGGCGAUGCAGCCGCCUCCCGCCACGCUCGGCACCAGCACCAGCAGCCACAAAAGCAGGCCUACGAUGCCGGUGGUUCCAUGGCCUUCCACACCGGCCACAGCAGCCUAGCCCAGUCCUCCGAGCUCGGCCGAGCCGACCAGGGCUCCGGCAGCCGACGCGCAGCUGAGGUGCAGCAGCAACCAGAGCCGCAGGUGCACCACCGCUACCGCCGCUCUCUAGGGCAGGACACCGAUCCCGCCACCUCCGGCUACCCCAGCUGCAGCGUCUAUCCCGCGCCGAGCGGCGUGCGUCAGGACAGCGCCGGCAGGCUGUGGUCCUCCGAGGGCGGCAAGUCCUGUGUGUACCGCACGAGCGACGGCCGGUCCGCCGCCUGGUUCGACGUGGCGCCCGCCUGCGCCGCCGACCCCAGCGACGCCAACAUCCACUCCACCGAUGCCCAGGGCAGGCGAUGGGGAUGGGAGAAUGCCAGGUCCUGUGCCUUCCGCGAUGCCAAAGGCCAGCCACGCGCAAAGCAAGAGCAGGUCUCGGCUGCUGCGGGCUCGCAGCAGCCGGAUGCCUGGUCAGCCGCGCCCGCGUGCACCAACGCCCGCACCUCCACCAACUCAAAGACCGACAGUGCGGGGCGGGCCUGGGGCUGGGAAAGCGGCAGGUCUUGCGCCUACCGCAGCACCCCCACCACUGCCGCCUCCACCUCCACGGCCAAGGCGGUCGCUUCUGCCGCCUCCACCGCUGUCACCACUGUCACCGCGGCGGCCGCGCCGUCCACGCCCACUAUCUACUCGGCGGGCGGCAGCGUAAGCAGCGCGCCCAGUUGCGGCUCUGCACCCACCAUGGGCACCUCGCAGCCUGACAACGUGGGAUACGUGUGGGGCUGGGAGAACGGCCGAGGCUGCGUCUUCCGCAAUUCAGAAGGAAUGCCUGUCUACUAUGCCGCCCUCAUCACCGGCGACAUGAGCGCGCAGCCCGGCUACGUGCCCAAAGUGGCCUCGGCCCAGGCCUGGUACGACGCGCCGCGCUGCUCCUCGCCGCCCGACUGGUCGUCCGCGCAGCCCGAUAGCGAGGGGCGACUGUGGGGCACCGAGGCGGGGACCGGCACGUGCGUGUUCAGGGACCAGCGCGGCUACCCGCUCUUCUACUCGGACCUGCAGAACGGCAACGUGGCCGAGUACUACAACGCCGGAUCCAAGUGGGACAACGCGCCCGCCUGCCCCGACUCGCCCACAUGGAGCAGCGCGCGGGCUGACAACUACGGCAGGCUCUGGGGCUGGGACUCAGCCGCAGGGUCCAGCUGCGCGUACAAGGACGCGUCGGGUGCUGCCGUGUACCCUCCCAAGGGCGCCAGCCGCUGAGGUGUGACUGACGGAGGGUCAAGGCCGGAGCACCUCGGAGCGAUUGGCGACCAAACGCAACGCGGCGAGCGAGGUAGCAGAGUUUCCUGGUGUUCUGUUGCUACGCAGAGUGUGUACUCUAUGUGCCCAUAUUAUUGCUUGAGGCGCGCGCUAUUAAUGCAGGAAAACGACAGCUGGUGCAAGUUGUUCACGUUUAGUGGACGGAAUGUAUGUAUGGCAGGGGUUAUAUGAUAUGGUCAUAGCGAGAGUAUGCAUUCAUGGCAUGCCUCAAUGGCCCCGCGGCCAAAUAAAGAAGCGGAGUGGUGCCAUCGCGCCACACAGGCAAGGCCAUAGGGUACGUGCCAAGCCCCAUUGGGCGUCUGUCAAGCUGGGCAUUGUAGAAGAAUAUGCUUUAAGCGGCAUCGGUGAACGUGGGGAAUUGAGGACAUGCCAAGGGUCGCGCUAAAGCU